This is a messenger RNA of Habropoda laboriosa, 894 nucleotides long. Its product is annotated as L-xylulose reductase-like. Gene Ontology annotation, molecular function: L-xylulose reductase (NADPH) activity; carbonyl reductase (NADPH) activity. The record is from RefSeq and is a predicted model, not a curated record. The transcript has 4 exons. Gene Ontology annotation, biological process: glucose metabolic process; xylulose metabolic process. Lineage: Eukaryota; Metazoa; Arthropoda; Insecta; Hymenoptera; Apidae. Bases 70 to 804 code for a protein of 244 amino acids.
UGGGGUCAAGCAGAAUACCAUAUGUAAGAAGCAACAUUUUACGCAGUUGCCAGUAACACAUUCGUGAACAUGAACAUCAGCUUCGAGGGGAAACGUAUUCUGGUAACAGGUGCUGGACAAGGCAUCGGAAAAGAAUUGGUUUUUCGUCUCGCCGACUAUGGAGCAGAGGUAAUAGCAUUGUCGAAGACAGAAAAGAAUUUAGACGAUCUACGCACACGAGAUCGGCGUAUUAAGACCAUUUGCGUGGAUCUCUGCGAUUGGGAAGCCACUAAGAAUGCCGUUGAAAAUGUAUUGCCCAUCGAUCUUUUGGUGAACAACGCAGGAGUAGCGUGUCUAAAUUCCUUCUUCGACGCCACACCGGAGGAUUUCGACCAGACUUUUGCUGUGAACGUGAAAGCCAUUCUGAAUGUCUCUCAAGUUGUCGCGAAAGAUAUGAUCCGAAGAAAAGUCGGUGGUAGUAUCGUGAAUCUUUCUUCUCAAGCUAGCCAGGCGGCUUUGAAAGAUCACGCUGUAUACUGCGCCUCGAAAGGAGCAGUGGACAUGUUAAGCAAAACAAUGGCCCUUGAACUUGGUCCAUACAAUAUUCGUGUGAAUACCGUGAAUCCUACGGUAAUCAUGACAGAAAUGGGAAAGCUAGGCUGGAGUAAACCAGGGAAAGCACAUUCCAUGUUGAGUAAAAUACCGUUGGGUCGAUUCGGCGAAGUGUCCGAGGUGAUCGAUGCGAUAGUAUUUCUAUUAAGCGAUCGUAGCUCGAUGAUUAACGGAGCCACUUUGCCGGUGGAUGGUGGAUUUUUGGCAACAUAAAUAAUCGCUAAAAACAACGUGCCUCGAAUGACGUGGCUAAAUGGUACAACUAUGCACACAACUGUCAAAGACGAUAAUAUUUAAAUAAUA